GUCAUUUGACAGAACACACCAAAACAACAUGGAGGACGAUUUGCCUCUGCUGGUUUCGGUAAAUGCCUUGUCUGAUUAUCUGUACUGUUCGAUAUGCAUGAAUGUGAUGAAGGAGACGGUGAUGACCAGCUGUGGUCAUCGCUACUGCAGCCGCUGUAUCAAGGAAUGGGUGGACCGCAACCACAAGUGUCCCUGCUGUAACAAAGCCGUCACAAUGACUGAGGUGUUCAAGGACCACCAGUUUGACUGCCUCAUAGAUGCCAUUAACCAGGAGAAGACUAAGUCAGAAGCGAAAUACUUUGAGUCCCUCAUUAAUUCAGCUGUAAGCGAAUCACACACCACAACGACACUUUCUCCAAUAGAAACAGUUUUGAAAGACCACCUGAAAGAGAGCUUAGCUUCCCACGAGAGAUAUUUCCAGAAGCUGAGGAAUGAGCUAAACGAUCAGGAGAGGAGACUGGAGGUAGCGUGUGAGAACACAAUAACCGACCUGGCCUCUCAUGGUCUGUCACAGGAAGAGCUGACACAGCAAACAACAGACUUACAGAAUCGACUGUCACAUCAGAAGGAGGCUCUACAGGACGAAAUGGAAUCUUGUACUAAACUGGUGGCAGAAUCUUACAAUAGAUACCUGACAAGUCACCUCCCCAAACUAGAUGUGAUCCCUGUUAAAGUGGGCAUCACUAUACUGGACAAGAACAUGAAGGUGUCGGAUGUUGUCUUUAAACCCGCCGACAGGAUUGGAGACAAGGUGAAGGCCUCUGUAGAAGCUACCAUGGCAGCCAGGAGUGACCCAGUAGGGGAAUGGCCCGAGGAGCUACAUUUUGUGUUGUUUGGACCAUUUGUCAAGUGUAGCCAUUUUGAAAUGCAGCAGAUGGUGAGAGAAAUAUUGCAUGAUGGGAAGGUGUAUCAAGACGUCAAAGUGUUGGACAGACAGAGCCGUCCAGUCCUGGAGCAUUCCAUGAAGCCCGGCAGUGAGAUUGCCAUUUAUGGUAAGAUAAUCCUGGAGAGUGACAUGCCGAAGAAGUGUUUCCAACAAGUGUUUGAGGAGGGGAAUCCCCAGUCUGUCGACUACUUCUGCUGCAAACAGUGUGCAUUUCAGUGGAUCUGCAGGUCAUGCAUGGAAGUCUGUCACCAAGGCCAUGAAACAGUACCCUACAUAAUGAACCACCAACCAGCAUGGGCCUGCUGUUACUGUCCGAAGAAGAAGACCUGUCUGAUCCAGCCCCCACCUGGUACCCGGUAGUUGGGCCAUGUACCUCAGACAGCAAGACAGCUGUAGAGCCAGAAUCUCGAUGGGACAGUGCUGUAAAUUUCUUUACUGAUGCUGUAACUACAGUUAUGCUGUAAUUUUUCAGUGUUAUGUGACCAGGAACUCUUCAUGUCAAAUGGUAUGGGGCCAAGGUCACACCUAGGCCAAGGAGAGGUCAAGACCAAUGAACUGAUUUAUAUAUGUUGAUAAGGAAUACCUGCUGUAGUGCUAUGAUUUGUCAUUUCGAAGACAGCAUUUGUGUGUUGCCUCAUAUCACUGCUUAAUUAUAAAGAUAACAUCAAUGUUAAAUCUUAUAGGGUCAUGUUCUGGGCAUAAACUAGACAUCAUUUAUUUGUGUCUGCACUCAUACGGUCAUGAACUUAAAAUAUAAAGACAUCAUCAGUGUCUAAUCAUAGGGUCAUAUUAUAUAGACAUUGGAGUCUGCUCAUUGAGCUAUGAAUUGAUAAUGUAGACAUAUUAAUUGGUGUCUGAUCACUAGGCCUUUUGUCUACUUAUAGAAUCAUGAACUUAUAUAGACAUCAUUUGUGUCUAAUCAUAGGGCCAUGAACCUAUGGUGUCUACUCCUAGAGCUAUGAACUGAUCAUAGAGGCACAUUGGUGGGUGUCUAAUCCUUAGGCCUUUGACAUGUCAUAUAGACAUCAUGUGUGUCUAAAUAUAGGACCAUGAACUUGUACCUUUAGACACAUCAUCUGGUUUCUACUCAUUGCGUCUUUUACACAUCUUAUAGACAUUGUCUACCCAAAGGGCCAUGAACUUACCGUUUAUACAACAUUGAUGCUUAUAUUUAUAGUGCCAUGACCAAGUCACAUCAACAUCUUUUUCGUCUUAACAUAGGACUGAUCAUAUUUACUAAAUAGGCCAUGACUUGUCAUAAUGGCAUCGCUGGUGUUUAUUGAUAGGGUCAUGAACUUAUCUCAGAUACAUUUACAUGUGUUGUGUCAUUUCAUAGGGGCUAUGAACUGAUCAUAUAUACAGCAUUGAUAUAUCUGUCAUUAAGUCAUGAACUGACCAUGUAGACAGCAUUGGUGUCAAAUCACAGGGCCGUGAACUUAUCGUAGAGACUGCAUUGAUGUGUAUUAGCGCAGGGCUGUGAACUGAUCAUAGUUAGUGACAGCAUUGGUGUCUGUUCAUAGGGUCAUGAACUGAUCAUAAAGACAGCAUAUAUUGGUGUCUAUUCAAAGGGCUGUGAACUGAUCAUAAUUUAGUGACAGCAUUGGUGUCUGUUCAUAGGGUCAUGAACUGAUCAUAAAGACAGCAUAUAUUGGUGUCUAUUCAAAGGGCUGUGAACUGAUCAUAAUUUAGUGACAGCAUUGGUGUCUGUUCAUAGGGUCAUGAACUGAUCAUAAAGACAGCAUAUAUUGGUGUCUAUUCAAAGGGCUGUGAACUGAUCAUAAUUUAGUGACAGCAUUGGUGUCUGUUCAUAGGGUCAUGAACUGAUCAUAAAGACAGCAUAUAUUGGUGUCUAUUCAAAGGGCUGUGAACUGAUCAUAAUUUAGUGACAGCAUUGGUGUCUGUUCAUAGGGUCAUGAACUGAUCAUAAAGACAGCAUAUAUUGGUGUCUAUUCAAAGGGCUGUGAACUGAUCAUAAUUUAGUGACAGCAUUGGUGUCUGUUCAUAGGGUCAUGAACUGAUCAUAAAGACAGCAUAUAUUGGUGUCUAUUCAAAGGGCUGUGAACUGAUCAUAAUUUAGUGACAGCAUUGGUGUCUGUUCAUAGGGUCAUGAACUGAUCAUAAAGACAGCAUAAAUUGGUGUCUAUUCAAAGGGCUGUGAAAUGAUCAUAAUUUAGUGACAGCAUUGGUGCCUGUUCAUAGGGUCAUGAACUGAUCAUAAAGACAGCAUAUAUUGGUGUCUAUUCAAAGGGCUGUGAACUGAUCAUAAUUUAGUGACAGCAUUGGUGUCUGUUCAUAGGGUCAUGAACUGAUCAUAAAGACAGCAUAUAUUGGUGUCUAUUCAAAGGGCUGUGAACUGAUCAUAAUUUAGUGACAGCAUUGGUGUCUGUUCAUAGGGUCAUGAACUGAUCAUAAAGACAGCAUAUAUUGGUGUCUAUUCAAAGGGCUGUGAACUGAUCAUAAUUUAGUGACAGCAUUGAUGUAUAUUCAUAGGGUCAUCAAGCUAUCAUAUCGACAUCAUUAAUGUCUACUCAUUGAUGUCUCAGGAUGUUGAACUUAAUAAUGAAUCUAUGAAACUGAAACAAAAAAUAAAUACC
Messenger RNA from Mizuhopecten yessoensis (Yesso scallop), 3480 nucleotides. RefSeq names its product E3 ubiquitin-protein ligase TRIM62-like. The transcript is spliced from 14 exons. Gene Ontology annotation, molecular function: ubiquitin protein ligase activity; metal ion binding. The coding region runs from base 29 to 1246 and encodes 405 amino acids. The record is from RefSeq and is a predicted model, not a curated record. Gene Ontology annotation, biological process: proteasome-mediated ubiquitin-dependent protein catabolic process. NCBI's taxonomy places the organism in Eukaryota, Metazoa, Mollusca, Bivalvia, Pectinida, Pectinidae.